Messenger RNA from Mycotypha africana, 3147 nucleotides. RefSeq names its product Fusaric acid resistance protein-like-domain-containing protein. The record is from RefSeq and is a predicted model, not a curated record. The coding region runs from base 1 to 3147 and encodes 1048 amino acids. Lineage: Eukaryota; Fungi; Mucoromycota; Mucoromycetes; Mucorales; Mycotyphaceae. The transcript has 5 exons.
AUGUCAUUACCAUUACUAAAAAAGAAAAGCAUCGAAACAGACUCAUUCAAGACAUCUUUUAUCAGUCGCGUAAAACGUGCCUUUGUUUGGUGCCUCUCCUUCACGCCAAAACAGCAGCUUGUUUUGAAAUGCAGUUUUGCCUACAUGUUGGGUAGUCUGUUUACUUUUGUCCCCCUAUUGAAUGUCAUGAUCGGCAAUAAUCGUGUAUCGAGUCAUUUGGUAGCUACAGCUACGGUAUUUUUUAAUCCUGCCAAGUCAUUAGGAGGAAUGGUGGAAGCAGCUAUCUAUGGCUGGGGAUAUGUGCUUUUCGCUUUGCUGAUUUGCUUUGGAUCCAUGCUGACAACAGAUUUUUUCAUUGAUCGUGAUAUGCUCACCAUAGCACAUGCUGUAUCGCUUGGUGUUUGGUUGACCGGUGCAACAUUUGUUAUCGCCUUUUUAAAGGCCCAUUGGAAUAAACCGCCCGUAGCUACUGCCUCCAGUUUAUGUUUCAUCAUCCUAUUUAUUAUUGUCGUGAGAGAAGGUUCGGCCAAUAAGGGUGAGUUCAAUACGACACGAAUUCAACAGAUCGUGUCUGCUGUGGCGACAGGUACUUUGAUAACCAUUUUGUGUUGUGUUCUUUUUUGGCCAACUUCAGCAAGUAAAAAAUUAAAAAAAGAUCUCGAGGCCACACUAAUGUCUUACAAGGUUCUUCUCAAACUGCUGACAAAAACAUUCUUACUGGAUGAGGACGUACCUGAAUUCAAAGCCAAUGAUUCGCUAAAGACGGCCAUUGAUUCUCAUCGAGCCAGCUUCACCUCUUUGCAAAAAUCGUUGAAAGAAGCAAAGCUGGAGGUUAUUUGGAACGCAGAUAUGAGAGAAUGCUCCAAUGAGUUUGAUGCUGUCGUUAAAAGUAUGCAACGGUUGGCCCAAUCGGUGGAUGGCUUAAGAAGUAGUUGUGGGCUUCAGUUUGAACUACUGCUGAUGCGUCAAGAUAUCCCUUCCAUGACUGGAAAGGGAAAAAAGAAGGCUCAAACUUGGCACAUUAGACCCGAUCAUCAUCGCCGUAAGUUUGAAGGAGAGUUAAAACGCCAAAAAAACUUACAACAACAUUCAUCGAAAAGCUUCACUCAUGAUGACACCAAACGGGGCGACACGAACAGUAUUGAAGUUGACAGAAAAGACAAUGAAGCAGAGGAAGGUGUACUCAUUGAGUUUAUUCACACCAUUCAUCAGCCUUUGAAAUCGCUUGCUUAUACCUGCAAGCAAACCAUCAUUCAUUUGCAGAGCGGAUUUUCUGACAAUCAUAGUGGGCAAAGGAAUAAUAGAAUUAGACCUGACUUUCACACCUUGAGAGAUAAUUUAGUUAAAGCCAUUGCGCUCUUCGAAGUUUCGCAACGACAAGCGGUCAAGCGAUUGAACAAACAUCGUCGAAAACAUCAUCAUCAUCAUCUUCCUCUUCCUGAUACUCAACAGCAGGAAAAAAAAGACAACAACCACUUGUUGAGCCCGUUGGAAGACUAUUCCUACUUUCAUAAUCCUAAUGACAACGCCUUCUUGGCUUAUUUCUUUGUAUUCAACAUGAUAGAAUUUGCAAAGGAACUUAUCUCCUUGGUCGAGUCUGUUCAAAACUUGCACCAAAAGAAACAGCAAAAAGCUCCCUGCUUCUUCAAAUGGGUUUGGAAGCAGUUGAGAAGAAAGAGAACCAGCUCCACUGCCGAAGUCAGAAAAAAAAGAAAAGUUGCUCUAUUUAAGCCUAACGAACGCCAUAAAAUGAACACCUUGCAUACACCUGUGCCUAAAACAAAAUGGAGAAGAAUGAUCUUACGUGUUUGGCAAGCCUUUUCUCUAUUUAAACUACAAAAGUUCAGAUAUGCAACAAAAGCUACUUUAGGUGCUGUUUUGUUGGCAUUACCUGCUUUUCGGGAAUCCACAGGAGAAUGGUUCCGUGAGUGGCGAAUGGAAUGGGCACUCAUUACGUUGAUGGUAGUCAUGACUCCUACUGUAGGUGGUACUAAUCUUGUUGCUGUCUAUCGUAUAUUUUCUACGAUACUGGGCUGUUUUGCCGCCAUGUGCCUUUAUCUAGUAUUCCCAGGUAACAUGUACGUCCUUAUUGUAGGUACCUGGCUUUUUUCCCUUCCCAAUUUCUGGAUCAUAUUGCACCACAAACAUGGCAAAUUUGGUCAGUUCACUUUACUGGCUUACAACUUGGUCAUGUUGAAUAAAUACAAUGAUCGGGAAACAAAUCGUGUGGAAGUAACCCAUUUAGCAUUACAAAGAUGUUUAGCUAUUCUGGUGGGUGUCAUUCUCGGCUUAUUUAUGACUGCUUAUGUGUGGCCUUAUGAGGCUAGGGUGGAAUUGCGCAAAGGUGUCUCCGAUUUCUUAUUACGAUUAGCAUGGCUCUAUCAGAAAUUGGUUCGCAUUUAUUCGAAACCGCUAUUAUCGUCAGCCACUCUUGAUUUGGAUGAGCAGACGCAGCAGCAACAAGGCGACAGGAAUGUGCCAGCGUCCAUCCUUACAGUAAACGAACAACAGCAGCAGACAGCACAAAUGUUUGUCGAGCUUGAGUUAGGUCUUCAGCGUAGUUUGCUCGAUUUACGCGAGCUGUUGAAUCAGACACCUAAUGAACCUCGUCUGAAAGGCGCAUUCCCAGUUUCUACUUAUAGCGAUAUUCUUGGAUCCUUACACAACUUGACAGAUAAACUCACGACAAUGCGGAUAGUCAUUCUCAAAGAGGAAUGGUAUGAACAAGUGCAAAAUGAUUUCAUAAUGCCAGUAAAAAUGGAAAGGAGGGAAAUGGUGGGAAACAUCUUGUUAUAUUUGUAUAUGUUAGCUUCCGCUAUGCGAUUAAAAACACCGUUGCCUCCUUACCUACCACCGGCGAGAAAGGCAUGGGAAUCAUUGGUUAUUCAAUUAAGACAACUACCUGUCGUUCGUUCACAACAAGUAUUAGAGAAAGACAACAUAUGCUUAUUCUACUACGCAUAUAUUAUGGUUCUCGAAGAUAUAGUACGCGAAUUGGACAAGCUUGGAACUUACCUAACGUUAUUAUUUGGUGCUAUUGUUCCCAAAAGUCAGUGGGAAAGCCUCUUCGAAGAGCAACCAAAGAAUGAUACCGAUGUGGAGCAAAAUAGUCUUGGUACAUUGAUUUUCAACGCGAGUAAUAAAUAA